GACGUGUAGACUUUUCCAGACAUCAUAGCGGGUCGUGGAGCAAUGGUGGCGGCCGUCAACACGUCUAGGUGUCAUUGACGGACAGGAGUAAGAAAAAUGUCUGCCCAAGACCUCCCCAACGACCAGAGCAAAGCUAAACAAUCCAAGUUUAACCAAAAGUUUAAGCAGCAGCGACUCCCAGCAUGGCAGCCAAUUCUCACUGCAGACACUGUCCUGCCAGCCUUUUUCCUCAUCGGACUGCUCUUUGUACCACUUGGGGCAGCCCUCCUCUUCUUCUCCCACAGUGUCCAAGAAAUGGAACUGGACUACACUGACUGCAAGAGUGUGGAGGCUGGCGUUUCAAUGCCUUGCAGUGAGGUUAUAAGGAAAAGCAACUUCACUGCUGAGUGCACCUGCCAAGUCAACUUUACCAUAACUGAACCUUUUAAAAAGACUGUUUAUCUCUACUAUGGGCUGGAUAACUUCUAUCAGAACCACCGCCGUUAUGUCAAAUCCCGUGAUGACAACCAACUCCUUGGGAAGGAUAUCACCUCACCCAGUAACGACUGCAACCCGUUUGGCAUGAGUGACGGAAAGAUAUAUGCUCCAUGCGGUGCUAUUGCCAAUUCCAUGUUUAAUGAUUCCUUGACACUCUACGAUGCUGGAAAAGAUGAAAAGCUGAAGCUGAUCAAGACUGACAUUGCUUGGCCUUCAGACCGCAAGAUAAAAUUUAACAACCCUCCAGGGAAGCUUAAUGACUCUGAAGCUUUCAAAAACACCAUCAAGCCGCCAUACUGGACCAAGAAUGUGUGGGAGCUGAGUGAUGAUCCCAGUAACAAUGGUUACAAAAAUGAGGACCUGAUUGUGUGGAUGCGCAGUGCUGCUUUCCCAACCUUCCGUAAAUUGUAUGGAAAGAUUGACCACAGCAUGAUAGGCUUCAAGUUUGGCUUCCCCAAAGGAAGAUAUUAUCUAGAAGUGCAGUACCGUUAUCCUGUGGACUCAUUUGGUGGCCGGAAGCGCAUGAUCCUCUCCACCACAAGCUUCCUUGGAGGCAAAAACAACUUCCUGGGCAUUGCAUACAUCACAGUGGGCUGCAUUUGUCUCUUACUGGGCAUCAUCUUCCUAAUCAUUCACAUCAAGUUUGGCAAGAGGGCCGUUGACCAGCUGAACAUCAACCAAAACACUCCAUAUAGUGACUAGCCCAGAGCAGUUUGCCUCUAGCCGCCCAGUGUGAUGCUGAUGGUUUGAAGAGAAGCUUUAGGUGGCUCUGAGGUCAUGAAGGAUUUGUCCUCUCAAGAUGAAGCACAGCUGCUGCUUCCAAACCAGAUCAACGAUAACACAGUCUCACAUGUAGUUGUGGACCUGUUUAUGUUCUCAGUGUAGUUUGUUGAGCUAUUGUUUUGAAAUUUUAAACUAAAUAGUAACAUCAGUCAGAUGUAUCCAGUUGAUUAAGAAUUAUGAGCACAAAUUCAUAUGUAAAUUCAUUUCAGUGUUCUGUGGAACUGGAGCAUGCUAAUUGAAUUAGUGAAUUAAAUCAUUCAAGCACUAUGAUAUUUGAGUAUAGUUAUAGAGAUUUAAAAAAAAAUCUUUAUGAAAAAUAGUGUCCUAUUGUAUAAAGUUUGUUGUGGGUCACCUAAAAGAAGUAACAGAAUUGUGUCUCAGUGAAUGCAAGCUAUGCCAAGGUUAUUUUGAGCAGUCGUGUGUUGGUUCCACAGGCUGUAGCUGGGCACAGGUAGCUCAGGAGUCCUUAUACCUAAGAAUAUUAUCCUACAAUGUGUCUGGUCCUGCCAGCUGAACUUCACAUGAAAUGCAUAUUUGUGGUAUGCAGAUGGCCACAUACAGAUUGCCUCAAAGUAGCCAGUAGUAUGUGUGGCACCCACAUGGUUAACACAAAAUGCAAUAUUCUUUUAGCUGCAACAAUGCACUCACAAUAUUGGUCUUGAUCAUUAUCAACAUAAUCUCUUGGAGGAGAAGAAUGUACAAACAAGAAAUUCCAAGAAGAAAUGACUAGGUAAAACUGACUAUUCAUAAUUAAAAGAGGAAAGUCAAAUGAAGAUAAGUAUCACCCAUUGUAUUUCCACUUGUAUGACAUGUGUCAUCAUAAAAUGGUAACACUGUUGCCCACUACUUCUGAUGCAGGCAGGCCUAUAGGUCUUGGUGAUGGCGUGCAUAUGUAUUAUAUAGUUCCAAUACAGAGAACAUUCUCCAUUUUACCAUCAUCCUGCAUUAUUUGAUUCACCCUUAUUUCUUUUUUAUCUUAUCUAGUCUGGUGAAGUUUUGGAGAACUAUGAAUUAAAUCAUCUCAGAUGUAGGGGCAGAGGUGAUGUGAAGAUUCUCCGAGUCCAGUAAACAUGUCCUCUGCUCUUUAUCCUACCUAGCAUGUAUUUUGUGUUGGUUAGUUUUUUUUUUUUUUUUUUUGUGUGUGUGUGUGUGUGUGUGUGUGUGUGUGUGUGUGUGUGUGUGUGUGUGUGUGUGUGUGUGUGUGUGUGUGUGUGUGUGUGUAUACAUACAUUGUAGUUUGAUUAUGUACAGUUUGUUUAUGUAUGUGGAAUUCUCUUGUGCUUUCAUAUAUCUUUUAAGCAGGGAAAACAAAUAGUUUGAUUAUCAGCUAGUUUCUCCUCUUGAUUAAGUUUACAGAACAAUGUGGUUUAUUCAAGAGAAUGCCCUGGUCCCAUCAUAUUGCUUAUACCAGAGAUUGUGUUACUUAAGAGUUAUACCAGCAGUGUAUAAGCAUGGCCUGUUGACUGGGAGUGUCAGUACCUUGUAGGUACUGCAGAAUUUGUGAAACAUGAGCAGAUUGUACCUGGGCACUGAAUACCUUGCACUUGAAAGAAACCACACUUACACAUUUUGUCCAUGUCUGAACCAAAAAUUGGUUCUGGUCCUUAAUAUAGUUAUAUAUGUAUACAUAUAUUUUUUUAUGUAUUUAUUUUUAUCAGUCUUGAUCUAAUAUUGGUCUGUUUAUUGCUGAUGUAAAUCCCACAAAGCCAUAAGCAGCAGAUAAGAUGAGAUCAGUGCCAUUAGAAGAGAAGUCCUCCAUUUUCUCAAGUAGUGACUUAGGCAGUACCUGACUACCAAAGUUAAAUAAAAUUCAGUCUUGGCUGCUGCUUAGACAAACAAAUAACUAUAUAAUCAACAAAAUCAAAUGCAUCAGAUUGCUCAAAUUAAAAAGGAUAGUUCUAAAAAAGAAGUGAUUGGCAUUACACACAAUGUGCAUAAAUGCUUCAGUGAUGCGUGUAGCAACUUGAAACGUCACAGGUUUGAUUGAACUUUUCUUUUAAAAAUGAAAAAAAAUAUAAUUUAACAGAUUGCUUUGUGAGUUUUGAAAUAAAAUUAUAUUUUUUUACAUCUUUUGAAGUUUUAAAUAUAUAAACAACAUUGAGUAAACUCAUAGUUUGCUUUUUCAUAUAUGUGACCAGUCAGCCAAGACAUCACUUAAGUAAAUAAAAGCAAUCUUGGCUGUCAUACUAGGCUUGCAUCAUUAUUGCUGAUGUUACGUAGCAAAAGCCAUACCAUAGUUAAGAUAACCCAAGUAGGUACUUACCAGUUCCCCUGCAUUCAUCAACUACAAACUGAUGCCCAGCCUUGCCUCACCACAACCUGCACUCAGAAAGCUUCCUUCUGGUGGUCAUGGUUGAAAGAGAGAAUAAUUUUUUUUAGAUCAUAUUUUAUCAUUGAAUCCCAUUUUAUAAAGUAUUGUAUCCCCUAAUGCCUUCCACUACUGAGUGCAUUUAAAUAUGCUUGUGUUACAUUUUUAAGAAACCUGUAUCUAGCAUCAGUUAAAAGUAUGACUGCGUAAGCUAGCACAUUGAAAACUAAAAAGAUGAUGUUAGUAUGGUAAAACACUUAAGCUGCACUGGUGCAACUCUUAUUUGAUGAAAGAAAACCAGUGUGAUUCCUCUAAUAGUAUUACCGAAAGCAUUAUUAUAGAAAAAUCUUAAGAAAACCGGUGUGAUUCCUCUAAUAGUAUUACCGAAAGCAUUAUUAUAGAAAAAUGUCAAUUAAGUUUCCCAGAUCUGUUCAGUGACAAAGUGUCCACUGUGGAGGAUGUCAUAUGGGUGUGUGAUAUGCUGGUGUUUCAAGGCUGAGCAUUAUCAAGUGAAAAUAAAUGUGUGAUUUAUUUCAUCAAAUAUCUUAUUUUUAUCAAUGUUUUACUUUGUAUUUUCUUGCGGUAUCAUUGUAAUACAUCCCAUAGGAACUGUCUAUUGAUGCUUUUGUAGAUGAAGCAUCUGUGCUUAAUGUAAGAAUAUCAGCUGCAUCUAACCAUCUUAUCAUUAUUGUUAUCAUAGAUGGCAGUUAUAGUAAAUGGUGUUGUUGAUAUCAUUACUGUUAAUAGUUUUAUGGCAUAAUGCAACCAUUCACUUAUCUUCUCAAUUUUCACCCCACUUUCUUCAGUGUAAUUUUAUGGGAAAAUACUGCUCGGAUUUGUUUAUGUUACAUUUUGUUCAUAUAUGAAUAAUGAUUUUUCUGUAGAGGGCCAAGUACAUUCCAUUUACAAGACUCCAUCUGCAGUGCUGCUGAUUUUUCCAUGACUUGACUGACAUAGGAUCUUACUUAUACUUGAGAAUUCAGUCACUUCCUUUUCCUGCAGAAAAGAAUAUCUUAUAGGAAUAUUUAAGAAUUCAGAUUGACAUAAAAAAGCAAGGAAGGGUUCAAUUACCAGUUAUUUUUUUAUUUUAUCAGUGUGCAACAAAAAAAAAAAAAAAGUGUCCAUGGAAAACAGCAAAACGGUAUUCUCUUGUCUUGACAAGGUGAAAGUUUAGUAAAGGAGCAGCAAACACUUUGAGGUAUGCAGUAUUGGAAAUGUACUCAUUCUUUUUGUUGAUGUGAAAUGUUUGGUGUAAAGACCAUAUUUUUGUGAUGUCUGUCUGUGAUUGUGAAAGUGGUUUCCACAUUAUCCAGAUCCUAUAUUUACUGCUGUUUAAAGUUUAUGUCUAUCCACUCUAAGAAGUAUUGUUUGAUAUCUAGUCUAAUUAAACAUAUGCAGUGCUUAAA
Scylla paramamosain (green mud crab) is the source of this 4974-nucleotide messenger RNA. It is a transcript of the gene CDC50, whose product is annotated as cell cycle control protein 50A-like. The transcript has 7 exons. NCBI's taxonomy places the organism in Eukaryota, Metazoa, Arthropoda, Malacostraca, Decapoda, Portunidae. The coding region runs from base 97 to 1179 and encodes 360 amino acids. The record is from RefSeq and is a predicted model, not a curated record. Gene Ontology annotation, cellular component: plasma membrane; Golgi apparatus; endoplasmic reticulum.